Messenger RNA from Poecilia reticulata (guppy), 2113 nucleotides. The record is from RefSeq and is a predicted model, not a curated record. Lineage: Eukaryota; Metazoa; Chordata; Actinopteri; Cyprinodontiformes; Poeciliidae.
UUUGUUGUAACUCCUGAAUCGCUGACUCCAACUGCUGUUGAGUAGAUUUUGUUUCAGUUUUUCCUUCCACUGAAUUUUCCUGACAACAUUUUUGCAAUGAUCUUCUGUGCAUUUUUGUUCUCUCCAGUCAGUUGUUUUCCACACACCUUUGUAGGAUCAAAACACUGCCUGUGCAUCUUUCUCGACUGUACUUUUUCUUUUCACUAAACUUUCCAUGAAUAUAUUUCAAUAACGCACUUUGUAAAAAGUCUGACUCUUUAGUGGCUUGCUUUGCUUGAGGAGGAUAUCAAUGACAGUCAUUAUUUCUCUUUUAAAAUCAUUUUUAAUGUGCUAUUUCUAUAUUUGAAAGAACUGUAUUUUGUAUUUUUUUUCAGUAGUUUUAAGUGUUUGUUUGAUUACAGACAGUUAAAUCUUGGAAUUUAAUCAUUGAGAUACAUUUUAGGUAGUCUCAUUUUUGGAUAACUCCUCCCUAAAUUAACUUUUCCAACAUCAACAGCCCCCUAUUUUCCCCAUGGGGGACGUUUUAAAACGUCCUGGAUGCGCCCCUGUCUUGCGCUUAACAGAUUCUCAAAGUUUUCUUCAGUCUCUCUAAGUAAUGUAUUCAUGCGCAUUCAGAGGAGAGAAACUGUUGUUUUAAGGAUUUUGACGCUCAGGUGCCGCUUUGCCUCCUCAUCCUCGCCGCUGGGACCCAGCCGGUCUCCCUGAUUGGCCGGUGCGCCGCGGUGAUGUCACCGCCUGCCUCACUGUCCCAGUCCGGUGAGGCAUCAGGCGCAGAUCCGCGCUGGAGCUCCAGAUGGAGUUGACGCGCGAUGGGAUAAGAGCUGCGGGUCUUCUGAUGAACUCGAACCGAGCGGGCUCAGAGUGCAGCUGCAGCCCGUCAUGGGGGACGGCGGCGCGUCUUCGCCGGUGAACCUCCACAACGGCACCGGGAGCGAGGCGUCCGACGCGCCGGACUCCGCUGCGGCCGCGUCCGAGCACUGGCUGGCCGGGAUGAGCCUGGUGAUGGGUCUGAUCGUCCUGUCCAUCGUGUUCGGGAACAUCCUGGUGAUCGUGGCUAUCGCAAAGACGCAGCGGCUGCAGACGCUCACCAACGUGUUCAUCGUGUCGCUUGCGAGCGCGGACCUCAUCAUGGGGCUUCUGGUUGUGCCAUUUGGCGCGGCGCUGGAGGUGCGCGGCUCCUGGAUGUACGGCUCGUUCUUCUGCGAGUUCUGGAUCUCCGUGGACGUGCUCUGCGUCACCGCCAGCAUAGAGACUCUGUGCGUAAUCGCCAUCGACAGGUAUGUGGCCAUCACCUCACCUUUCCGCUACCAGAGCUUGUUAACCAAAUCCCGCGCCAGGGCGGUGGUGUGCGUGGUGUGGGGCAUCUCCGGGCUGGUCUCCUUCCUCCCCAUCCUCAUGCACUGGUCCCGCGACAGCGUGGACACCGCCUGCUACGAUGACCCCCACUGCUGCGACUUUGUGACCAACAGGGCUUACGCCAUCUCCUCAUCCAUCAUUUCCUUCUACAUUCCGCUCCUGGUCAUGAUUUUUGUUUACGCGCGGGUGUACAGAGAGGCCAAAAAGCAGCUGAAGAAGAUCGACAAGUGCGAGGGCAGGUUCCACAACACCCUAACCGGACUGACCUCCAAGUGCAAGAAGAGGCCGUCGAAGAUCCUGGCGCUGAGAGAGCAGAAAGCGCUCAAGACUCUGGGCAUCAUCAUGGGGACGUUCACCUUGUGCUGGCUGCCCUUCUUCAUCGUCAACGUGGUGCGGGUGUUCUGCGCGGAGGUGGUGGACAAGAACCUGUUUGUGUUCCUGAACUGGUUAGGCUACGUGAACUCCGCCUUUAACCCGAUCAUCUACUGCCGAAGUCCGGACUUCAGGAAGGCCUUCAAGAGGCUGCUGUGCUGCCCGAGGCAGGCGGACCGCCGGCUGCACAUCAGCUCCUGCGACCUGUCGCGGUGCUCCGGCGGCUUCGUGUCCGCUCUGGAGCCCGGCACGCUGGAGAUGUGGUCGGACUGCGCCGCCCUGGACAACAGCGACAGCAGCCUGAUGGGGACUGGGAAACUGUCUCACUCUGAGUCCCAGAUGUGAAGGAAGAUAUUGAAAUUAACUUAUUGUUUAAAAGAAAAAA